GGGUCUGUAUUUCUUACAUUUAAGUGGGUGGUUUAUAAUUCUACGUUCUGUAAUAGAGGUAGGGAGUGAGUGAGUGGAAAUAGUAAAUUGGUAAUUGAUAAAUUCUCCGAAAUUUGGUGUUGUUUUCUCCUAUGGCUUUGUUACACGUUUGUUUUAGAGAGAAAAAACGAAGCGACUGUUCAACCUUGUUCUCAGUGUUAUUUCCUUACAUUGGGACCCGUUAUUACGGAGCAGGCAAAUUUAUCAACAAAAGCAAAAUAAUGGUUGAUUGCCCACAUGGGACAUGCACUUAUUAAAUAUGCAUAUUUUUUUUGAAAUAUUUUAUUGUCAAAAUUAUUAAACUUUGUUGGUCGUAGCAAGUCGUCUUGUCCGAGAGUUGCUCUUUUUGUUUCUCGUGUGUGUAACACGGACAUUAGAUUAAAGAAUCCCUGGAAACGAGCUUGAUUAUAAAACAUUGUUUCUUUCCAUUUUGCUGACGUAGACAAAACUAAGGUUAAGAAAGCUUCUUCUUCUUCUAAUCUAACUAGAAUAAAAAUAGAAAGAAAAAAGGAAAAUUUUGCUUAAUUAAAAGCAAGUUUAUAAUCUCAAACAGCCCAGUAACAAAUUCCAGGUAUUAAAAUUUUUGUUUUGAAUCGGAACGCUGUCAACCUAUAGCUUUGAGUUUAAAAUUUAGAAAUUGAGACUGAUUUGUUCUAUUGUUACAUCCAUGGAAAUCACACUCCAAAUCUUCUUUAGAACAUAAAAAUGAAAUGCUUGUUAAAAACUUUAAGCAUGGUUGUCUUUCUGAGCUCGGUGCAGUGUAGUGUUACCGUUACAGGAAUUAAAGGUAGGAUUAAUUACGAUGAAAAAGCUCCAGAUCGUAUGCCAACAAACUCAUGCUUAGUAAAGAGACUAAUACAUUCAAUAGAUGGAAAACAAGACGUGCGUGAAACAAAGGUGGAAGAAAAGCCGUCUAAGUUUAUCGAUGAUACUUAUGAAUUUAAUUUUACAAAACCAGAUAUGGUGGAAUCAAAGGAAUACUAUCUCGUACAAAUUGUGUUAAAUGUUGGAUGGUGCUCAAAGGAUGGAAAGACAAACAAGUCAAAGGAUUUCACAUCUGGUAGUGCAGACCGUAAUCGGGUAAUUCUUAAUGGGAAAGUAGAAGAUGCGAAAAUUGUGGGACCAAAAGUUAAAUUAAGACCAGCAUCAGAACCAGAACCAGAUCCUACUAAACCAACAACAACAAAAAUUACUAAAAACACAACUAAUAAACCUGGCAGGAAAACAACGGAAUCGAGUGGAUCAGCUAUUGUUAAUGUUUAUUGUCCACGUCAGUGCCCUACACCAUGCCCCUCUUAUGGUUGCCCUGCUGGUUGCUGUGUGCAGCAAGCACCAAUUGUUCCUCCCCCACCUCCCCCACCCCCUCUUCCUCCGCCUCCCCCACCAGCGCCUCCUCCACCUGUACCAUUAUUUCCACCCCCACCGCCGUCAUGUCCCCCAGCGUGUACACCAAACGUUUACGACACCUUUCAAUGCUAUCGUGGAUGCACCAUUAUUCAGCCAUGCGACUACCCAAACUGUCCUCCUACUUGCUCUCCGCAGUGUGCUCAAACAUGCAGUCCAGCCUGCAACACUCAAUGUUGCAAUAAUCGACCUGCUCAUUUUGGAUAAAACAGACGUGGUGAAGAUAGAAUGGUAUAGUGUCAUGUCAAGCUUUAUGUAAAUAGAUUAUAUAAUUUCCUCAAACUUUUAAACUUUCAGUAUCUACACUAUAUAUCUCAAUUUUGUAUUAUUGUAAAAAAGACAGUUUAUAACUGUCAUAAAAACUA
Molecule: messenger RNA, 1808 nt
Organism: Hydractinia symbiolongicarpus
Lineage: Eukaryota; Metazoa; Cnidaria; Hydrozoa; Anthoathecata; Hydractiniidae
Exons: 2
Coding region: 745-1650 (301 amino acids)
Source: RefSeq, a predicted model, not a curated record